Neltuma alba is the source of this 1254-nucleotide messenger RNA. Its product is annotated as L-tryptophan--pyruvate aminotransferase 1-like. The transcript has 5 exons. Bases 1 to 1254 code for a protein of 417 amino acids. The record is from RefSeq and is a predicted model, not a curated record. Gene Ontology annotation, molecular function: transaminase activity; carbon-sulfur lyase activity. Lineage: Eukaryota; Viridiplantae; Streptophyta; Magnoliopsida; Fabales; Fabaceae. Gene Ontology annotation, biological process: amino acid metabolic process.
AUGAAGAGCUUCGUUGCAGACAAAACGAGCCUUUAUCACACUACUGCUCCAUCACUGCUUCCAAGCCUUCCAUCUCUUCCUCUCAACAACAACACAAACACUAAUGGCUUCGCCUCCUCCACUAACAUCUCUUCUGUCCCCAGCUCCUUCAUCAACCUCGACCAAGGAGAUCCAGUGGUGUUUAAGGCGUACUGGACGAAGAUGAGCGAGGAGUGUAAGGUGGAGAUAAAGGGGUGCGAGCUUCUGAGUUAUCUGAGUGAUCUGAGGAGCGUGUGUUGGUUCAUGAUGCCGGAGCUCAGAGACGCCAUUAAAAGGCUUCAUGCUUUGGUCGGUAACGCAGAGACGGACGAUAGGCACAUUGUGGUUGGAAAUGGCUCCACGCAACUCUUUCAGGCAGCUCUCUUCGCUCUCUCUUCUUCUUCCUCCUGCGAUGACCACAUCAACGUCGUCGCUGCUGUUCCAUAUUAUUCGGAGUACGAAGAUCAAACAGAUAUUUUGCGUUCAGGGAUAUACAAAUGGAGUGGUGAUGCAAUGGAGUAUGAUAAGAAUGAAGCAUAUAUUGAGGUAGUGACAUCUCCUAAUAACCCAGAUGGGAGUAUGAGAGGACCUGUGGUGAAUAAGAAAAAAUGUGGAGUUGAAGGGAAGCUGAUUCAUGAUCUUGCUUACUACUGGCCUCAAUACACUCCCAUUACUCAGAAGGCCAAUCAUGAUCUUAUGCUCUUCACUUUCUCGAAAUGCACUGGUCAUGCUGGUUCUCGUAUCGGGUGGGCUAUUGUGAAGGACAAAGAGAUUGCGAAGAAGAUGACCAAGUUUAUCCAGAUGAGCUCCAUUGGGGUGUCGAAAGAAUCUCAAAUUCGAGUUGCCAAGAUAAUUGAAGUUCUUUGCGAUAGCUAUAAGAAUUUCAAACUUGGGUCUAAAGAAUCUAAGUUGUUCUUUGAGCAUAGCAGACGCCUUAUGAAGGAAAGAUGGGAAAAGCUAAGGGAAGUUAUCGAACAAAAUAGUGAUUUCAGUUUGCCAAACUUUCCAAGGGCUUAUUGUAACUUCACUAAUGAAUCAACUGAGACAUAUCCUGCUUUUGCAUGGUUGAAGUGCACGAAAGAUGAAGAUUGUGAGAGUUAUCUAGAGAAGAAGAUGAAAAUACUUGUUAGAGGUGGGACCCGAUUUGGAUCUAAUCCAAGGUAUGCUAGACUUAGCAUGGUUGGUAAAGGUGAAGACUUUGAUGAAUUUUUGAAGAGGCUAUCAAGAAACACCUAA